Messenger RNA from Periconia digitata, 549 nucleotides. The record is from the annotation of a GenBank genome assembly. Lineage: Eukaryota; Fungi; Ascomycota; Dothideomycetes; Pleosporales; Periconiaceae.
AUGGAGACGGCGGGGGUUCGCGCGGUCACGCUUUUUGGUUGCUGGGGCGGUGAAAGUAGUGUACAUGCUAGCGGCCCGUGCUUUCCCUUACCCUUUGGCGACUUCGUAUGUGCAUACACAAUACACUGCCAGUUCGACCCUCCGCCCAUAUUUGCAAACAACUGCUAUAAAACAGCAUCCUCCGUGAGUCCUCCUACGCAUAUCAUCGACGAGCUCGUUGCUCAUUUACUUAGUCACUUCAAGCCUGAAAACCCCGCAAAUAUGUCCACCAACGGCGAGAGCCCUGAGGCUGAAGUGAAGGGCGACUCCAGAGAUCCCAGCGGUUUCUUAAGUGAGAUCAUCGGCCACGCUGUCACAGUGAAGCUGAACUCCGGCAUUGUCUACAAAGGUGACCUCCAGUCUGUCGAUGGCUACAUGAACAUCUCCUUGGAAGGCUGCAGAGAGGUCGCUGAGGGCCGAGUGAUUCGCAGCUGGGGCGAUGCUUUCGUUCGUGGAAACAACGGUACGCUUUCACUGAAAGAUGAUUUUUACCUUGAUUACAAGAUCUGA